Molecule: messenger RNA, 759 nt
Organism: Trematosphaeria pertusa
Lineage: Eukaryota; Fungi; Ascomycota; Dothideomycetes; Pleosporales; Trematosphaeriaceae
Product: Glyoxalase/Bleomycin resistance protein/Dihydroxybiphenyl dioxygenase
Exons: 1
Coding region: 133-654 (173 amino acids)
Biological process (GO): L-methylmalonyl-CoA metabolic process
Molecular function (GO): methylmalonyl-CoA epimerase activity
Source: RefSeq, a predicted model, not a curated record
AUAGUUGUAUACGACGACACCGGCCCCAUCAACGACCGUAUAGAUCAGCAAAAGCAACAUCUAAGACAGGAACAGCAAAGCUGGGAAAGCGAGCCCACUCAAGAUAUCUGACGCCGAAUACUGCCAUCAACCAUGUCCUUCUACGAAGCAACGCCCCACAACCGCGUGCUCAACCACAUCGCCCUACACGUCCCCGACCUCGACGCCGCCGUGGAAUGGUACACCAAACUCUUCGGCUUCCGCCGCCUCCGCAGCGCGCCCGUGUGCUGCGACCGAUCCACCGACCCCUGCGCGCCCAUCUUCCGUGUCUACGACAGCAAGCUCCACAAAGUAAAGCUCGCAUUCAUGUCCACGGGCAACGGGGUCGGCUUCGAACUCUUCCAAUUCAUCGAUCCGCCUAUGUCUGAACCCGCUUCCUUCGAUUACACCAGGGGCGGUGUUUUCCAUAUCGCAGUCACGGACCCGGACCCGGAGGCAUUACUCCAGAGAGCGGUCAAGGCGGGAGCGAAGCAGAUUGGUGAGCCGGUUGUUCCGGCGUCUUGUGAGGGGGAGGCGGAGAAGCAGAUCGCGCUGUACAUGCAGGAUCCAUGGGGGAAUGUGAUUGAAGCGUGUAGUUGUAGCUUCGAGAAGAUGAUGGCGAACCGGGAAAAGUAGAGACUGGGGCGGAGGAUUGAAGAGGGGUGCGUUGAGUUCGGAGGCGGGGUGUUCUCGCUAUACAUUUCUUUCGGCACGGAACGUUGGCGUCGCGUUUGGGUAGCC